Molecule: messenger RNA, 1551 nt
Organism: Oryza brachyantha (malo sina)
Lineage: Eukaryota; Viridiplantae; Streptophyta; Magnoliopsida; Poales; Poaceae
Product: AAA-ATPase ASD, mitochondrial-like
Exons: 3
Coding region: 1-1551 (516 amino acids)
Molecular function (GO): ATP binding; ATP hydrolysis activity
Source: RefSeq, a predicted model, not a curated record
AUGGGCGGGGUGGUGGAGAAGUGGGCCCCAGCGUGGUCGGCACUGGCGACCAAACUCUUCUUCCUCUGGCCCGUCGUCAACAACCACAUCCCCGCCGGCCUCCGCCAGUGGCUCGCCACCGUCGGCGAGAGGCUCACCGCCUACUUCAGCCCUUACCUCCACGUCACCAUCUCCGAGUACGGCCACGAGCGCUUCCGCCGCAGCGACUUCUUCCUCGCCGUCGAGGCCUACCUCAGCCACGCCUGCGCCCGCCGCGCCCGCAAGCUCCGCGCCGACCUCGGCAAGGACGCCAGGACGCUGCAGGUCACCGUCGACGACCACCAGGAGGUCACCGACUCCUUCCGCGGCGACGUCAAGCUCUGGUGGUACCCUUCCAAGAAGUCCAGCCGGACCAGCGUUAUCAGCAUCUACCUCGGCCAGGACGAGAGCCGCUUCUACAGCCUCGUCUUCCACCGCCGCCACCGCGACCUCGUCCUCGACGAAUACCUCCCCCACGUCCUCGCCGAGGGCCGCGCCGUCACCGUCCGCAACCGCCAGCGCCACCUCUUCACCAACAACGCCAGCGGCGGCGGCUCCAACCCCUACAGCCGCAAGGGCAUCUGGAGCCACCUUAACAUCGAGCACCCGGCCACCUUCGACACGCUCGCCAUGGACCCCGACGAGAAGGAGGCCAUCAUCGACGACCUCACCGCCUUCCGCGACAGCAAGGACUACUACACCAAGGUCGGCAAGGCAUGGAAGCGCGGGUACCUGCUGCACGGGCCUCCAGGCACCGGCAAGUCCACCAUGAUCGCCGCCAUCGCCAACUUUCUGGACUACGACGUCUACGACCUCGAGCUGACGGCCGUCAAGAACAACACCGACCUGCGCAAGCUCUACAUCGAGACCACCGGCAAGUCCAUUAUCGUCAUCGAGGACAUCGACUGCUCGGUCGACCUCACCGGCAAGCGCAAGAAGGCCGCCGACGACAAGAAGGCAUCCUCCGACGGCGGCGAGGGCGACGCCGACAAGCCCAAGCUCCCGACCGAGCCGGAGAAGGAGGAGGCAUCAAAGGUGACGCUGUCGGGUCUGCUCAACUUCAUCGACGGGCUGUGGUCGGCGUGCGGCGGUGAGAGGAUCAUCAUCUUCACGACGAACCACAAGGAGAAGCUGGACCCGGCGCUGAUCCGGCGGGGCAGGAUGGACGUGCACAUCGAGAUGUCCUACUGCCGGUUCGAGGCGUUCAAGGUGCUGGCCAAGAACUACCUGGGCGUGGAGGAGCACCCGCUGUUCGGCGAGAUACGGCGGCUGCUGGAGGAAACGGAGAUGUCGCCGGCGGACGUGGCGGAGAACCUGAUGCCCAUGUCGAAGAGGAAGAAGAGGGAGCCCGACGCGUGCCUGGCAGGUCUGAUCGAGGCGCUGAAGAAGACGAAGGAGGAUGCAGCGGUGGCGAAGGCAGAAGCAGAGGCGAAAGAGGAAGCAUCAGGCAACAACGGUGACGAAGCAGCAGGGAAGACCGAGAUGGACAAGUCGUCGUCGUCAUCAGGCAGCAAGGCCAACGCCACCAUAUAG